CGCGGCCGCCCGGGAGCUCGUCCAGCCCCGCGCUGCGCUCGCCCGCCCGCCGGCCACCGCCAGCGCCCGUCCGCCUGCCGCCCGCGCUCGCCCCGUCGCCGCCCGCGCCCGUCCCCGCGGCUCUACGGACCGGUCAUAGAUCACAGAAAGUCAGAAGACAAGCACAGAUUUUAUUACCAUGUCGUACAGACGAGAGCUAGAGAAAUACCGGGACCUGGAUGAAGAUGAAAUCCUUGGAGCCCUCACAGAGGAAGAGCUCAGGACCCUGGAAAAUGAGCUGGAUGAGCUGGACCCUGACAAUGCACUGCUGCCUGCAGGCCUGAGGCAGAAGGAUCAGACCACCAAGGCGCCCACAGGCCCCUUUAAAAGGGAGGAGCUCUUGGAUCACUUGGAAAAGCAAGCAAAGGAGUUUAAAGACCGAGAAGAUCUGGUCCCCUACACAGGGGAAAAGAGAGGAAAGGUCUGGGUCCCCAAGCAGAAGCCAAUGGAUCCCGUGCUGGAAAGUGUGACCCUGGAGCCAGAGCUGGAGGAGGCUUUGGCAAACGCCUCAGAUGCAGAACUCUGUGACAUCGCAGCUAUCCUGGGCAUGCACACGCUCAUGAGCAACCAGCAGUACUACCAGGCCUUGGGCAGCAGCUCCAUCGUGAACAAGGAGGGACUCAACAGCGUGAUCAAACCCACACAAUACAAACCUGUGCCUGAUGAAGAGCCAAAUUCAACAGACGUAGAGGAAACCCUGGAGCGGAUAAAGAACAAUGACCCCAAACUUGAGGAGGUUAACCUCAACAACAUCCGGAACAUCCCCAUUCCCACUCUCAAGGCCUAUGCCGAAGCCCUGAAAGAGAACUCAUAUGUGAAGAAGUUCAGCAUUGUGGGAACACGGAGCAAUGACCCCGUGGCACAUGCCCUUGCGGAGAUGCUCAAGGUCAAUAAGGCAUUGAAGACGCUGAACGUGGAAUCCAACUUCAUUUCCGGAGCCGGGAUCCUGCGCCUGGUGGAGGCUCUUCCAUACAACACUUCUCUAGUGGAAUUGAAAAUCGAUAACCAGAGCCAGCCUCUGGGCAACAAAGUAGAAAUGGAGAUUGUGAGCAUGUUGGAAAAGAACGCAACGCUUCUCAAAUUCGGCUACCACUUUACCCAGCAGGGGCCCCGGCUGCGGGCCUCCAACGCCAUGAUGAACAAUAACGACCUUGUGAGGAAGAGGAGGCUCGCAGACUUGACCGGGCCCAUCAUUCCCAAGGUCCGAAGUGGCGUCUAGUGUGUGGCGGGGAGGACGGCGCCUUUGAACUGCACAUGUCCUACUGAUCAUCCGUGCUCUGCAGUGGAAACCAGAAGGCAAAAUGCCGGCACAGAACCCUUUCGGGGUUCAGUUCUUGAUGCACUAAGAUUUAGGUUAACUAAUGGUUGUAGUUGAAAAUUUUAUAAACUAUGGUUAAUGUGAAGUUUUUCUUUAGUCACAGAAGUUCAGUCUGGUUAUUAUUUAAAAACUAAGAAGACCCCAAACCGACAGAUCUUACUGAAGUUGUUCUAGCAGCAGGACUUAGCCCUGGGAGCCCAGUUUUGGUGGCCUCACUGCGUGGUGUUUAUUUUUUUAUUUUUUAUUUUUUUUCUAACUUGAAAAAAGGGUAUUUAGCAUGUGUACCACAGGAACGAACAGCCCACUCUUCCGCAUGGCUGAGACGCAUUAAAAAAUACUUUAUUAUGAAUUUGAUUUUAGUAUUUAGCAAACAGAUCAUCGUUCUCUAUUAACCCUCCUUUAAAUUUGAAGAACCUCAAGAUUAAAGUUGCCAAAUUGAUUCCUGGGUCAGGAACACAAUUCUGCCCUUCAAGAAAGAGAGAUCGAAGCCACAGAGCUCUGCCAGGAAUCCAGGAAUGUGAGAUUCCUUUUGCUGGAUGCGAGGAAAUGAUGAAAAAGCCAAUGGUGAAAUUUCAGGUUUCAAAAACCGUCCUUUCUUUACCAAUCCCAGGCAACAAACAUUUCCCUGAGUGUUCUUUACGAACAUCUGGGAUUUAUUUACAAUUUGAUAUUGGAAUCGGAAAGAAUUUUUUCCUUACUGACUGACAUCCGCAAUGAUGUGAAAACCUAUGGCCAAAUACUUGAAAACACCCUUCCACAUUGCACGGUGGUCCGAUGGCUAACGUGAGGUAAAACACUAGAGAAAUUUCUAGUCCAUCGCGGCUAUGCUUACAGAUUUCAACCAUGUGUCACGACACUCAUUAGACAAGUCACCACUGAUCUCAUGCCUGUAAAGAAAGCCUCUGAAGGCCAACGGUGAAGAAAACCCAGAUAUUAAAGAAUUAGGAAACCCUGGCCAAACCAUCCCAAGAUGAUGAUUCUGAAAAUGUAAUUAUGGUGUUUCUGCCAGAUCCCUUUUUAACAUCAUGUUCAUCUCUUGGGAUCCAGCAAAAAUGUUAAGCCACUAUGCCCUUGUGCCUUUUAAUAUACCACAGUGCCAGUUAAACUAGCAUGUCUGUUGCUUGGGAGUUAUUUUCCUGAGUGAUUCAGCAAAUCUUAUGAUAAACGACAGGCCAAAGAUCUGACAAGCGCGAACCAAGCUGCAGAGCACUGAGCAGAGGCUUUUGACGAGAAAGGAAAAGUCUUGCACACUGAACUGUAAUGACGCGGCCAGUGCAGGGUAACCGGAGGUGCAGCCAGGGCCUCCCCGAGAUGCAAGAGUGUCUACUGAGGCUGCGGGCGGGCCGGGAGUGGCACCACGCUGCUGAGAUGGCCAGCCCCACUAGGCUUCUUGAAACACAACUGCGGCUGCAUUCUGCAUCACUGGAAACUGCAAUAUAAUAUUAAAUCUGUUGGUCUAUGGA
This is a messenger RNA of Lutra lutra (Eurasian river otter), 2820 nucleotides long. It is a transcript of the gene TMOD1, whose product is annotated as tropomodulin 1. NCBI's taxonomy places the organism in Eukaryota, Metazoa, Chordata, Mammalia, Carnivora, Mustelidae. Gene Ontology annotation, biological process: muscle contraction; myofibril assembly; pointed-end actin filament capping. Gene Ontology annotation, cellular component: myofibril; striated muscle thin filament. The record is from RefSeq and is a predicted model, not a curated record. The transcript is spliced from 10 exons. The coding region runs from base 179 to 1258 and encodes 359 amino acids. Gene Ontology annotation, molecular function: tropomyosin binding.